Molecule: messenger RNA, 2117 nt
Organism: Stylophora pistillata
Lineage: Eukaryota; Metazoa; Cnidaria; Anthozoa; Scleractinia; Pocilloporidae
Product: AP-2 complex subunit alpha-2
Biological process (GO): clathrin-dependent endocytosis; intracellular protein transport
Cellular component (GO): AP-2 adaptor complex; membrane coat
Molecular function (GO): clathrin-cargo adaptor activity
Source: RefSeq, a predicted model, not a curated record
UCUGAAGAAUGUUUGAUGGCGGCUGCCAUCUUCCGUCUCCAAAUUUAGCCUGAGAAGACCGAACAUCCACUGUCGCGUUGGGAUUGGUAUGGGCAGCUAGUUUCUUGCAUCCCUAAAACGAUAUAAGUCGGUUUAAACAGUUUUGGUUAUUCGUCAAGUGAAUAUUUCACGUGCAUCGGACCUGAGCCAAGGUGCUUGUGAAGUGGGCUGUGUCAGGUUUUUGAAGACAUUGAUAUUGUGGAACGCUAUACUACUCAACCAAGAUGCCUGCGGUAAAAGGAGAGGGAAUGAGGGGUUUAGCCGUUUUCAUUUCUGAUAUUAGGAACUGUAAAUCUAAAGAGGCUGAGAUGAAACGGAUAAACAAGGAGCUUGCAAAUAUUAGGAAUAAAUUCAAAGGGGAUAAGCAGUUAGAUGGUUACCAAAAGAAGAAAUACGUUUGUAAGCUUCUGUUUAUAUUUCUUCUUGGCCACGAUAUCGACUUUGGUCACAUGGAAGCCGUAAAUCUACUAUCGUCUAACAAAUAUACGGAAAAACAAAUCGGAUACCUUUUUAUCUCAGUCCUUGUUAGUGCAAACAGCAACCUCAUCAAGCUGAUUAUCCAAAGCAUCAAGAAUGACUUGUCCAGUCGCAAUCCCAUCCAUGUCUGUCUUGCUCUACAAUGCAUUGCAAACAUUGGCAACGAUGAGAUGGUAGAGGCCGUAGGAAAAGAAGUUCCCAAGCUAUUAGUUUCACCUGACACAAACGACAGUGUAAAGCAAUGUGCUGCUCUUUGUGUUCUGAAACUCUUCAGGCUUAAAACAGAUAUCUUGCCUCCUGGAGAGUGGACAUCGAGGAUUGUUCAACUGUUAAAUGAUAAGCAUUUGGGUGUGGUAACCUCAGCAGCCAGCCUUAUCCAUGGAUUUGUCCAUUAUUUUGCUGAAGAGUACAAGGGUUGUGUUCAGUUAGCAGUCUCAAGACUUAGUAGGAUUGUGACAUCGUCUUACACAGACCUUCAAGACUACACCUACUACUUUGUUCCAGCUCCAUGGCUUUGUGUCAAGCUCAUAAAACUUCUGCAGAUGUACCCUCCUCCGGAUGACCCAGCUGUCUUUGGAAGGCUAAAUGAGUGCUUGGAAACCAUUCUCAACAAGGCUCAGGAACCACCCAAGUCAAAGAAAGUUCAGCAUUCAAAUGCAAGGAAUGCUGUCCUCUUUGAAGCAAUCAACCUGAUUAUACACAUGGACAGUGAGCAAAGCUUGUUGAUCAGAGGUUGUAACCAACUGGGUCAAUUUUUGACACACAAAGAGACUAAUUUGAGGUAUCUUGCUUUGGAGGGAUUGUGCUUGAUGUCAAAUUCUGAGUUUUCAGUUGAUGCUGUGAGAAAACAUCAAGAGACUGUUGUUGGAGCACUGAAGACUGAACGUGAUGUCAGUGUACGCCAAAGAGCUGUUGAUCUUCUUUAUGCCAUGUGCGACAAAAACAAUGCUGAAGAGAUUGUUGCUGAAAUGUUAACUUACCUGGAAACUGCUGAUUACUCCAUCAAAGAAGAAAUGGUGUUGAAAGUGGCAAUACUUGCUGAGAAGUUUGCUACAGAUUAUUCCUGGUAUAUGGACACCAUCCUUACACUUAUUAGAAUUGCUGGAGAUUACGUCAGUGAAGAGGUUUGGUUUCGGGUUAUCCAAAUUGUGAUAAACCGAGAUGAUAUCCAGGGCUACGCUGCAAAGACAGUAUUUGAAGCAUUGCAGUCUCCGUCAUGUCAUGAGAACAUGGUCAAAGUUGGUGGUUACAUCCUUGGAGAGUUUGGCAAUCUUAUUGCAGGAGACCCCAGGUCAAGUCCAAUGGUUCAAUUCAAGCUGCUACACAGCAAGUUUCCACUUUGUGCUUCCUCCACAAGGGGCCUGCUUAUGUCGACAUACAUCAAGUUCAUUAACCUCUUUCCUGAGAUCAAAGGACACAUCCAAGAGAUUAUGCGCAGUGAUACCAAUCUCAAGAAUUCAGAUGCUGAGAUCCAGCAAAGAGCUUUGGAAUACUUAAAGCUCAGUACUGUUGCAUCUCCAGAUGUUUUGAUAAUAUACAGCAUUUUACUCUUUAUCUUUGAGAAAAAGCUUCCUUUGAAAAGGAAUGGAUAUACAAAGUGA